Molecule: messenger RNA, 3423 nt
Organism: Oncorhynchus nerka (sockeye salmon)
Lineage: Eukaryota; Metazoa; Chordata; Actinopteri; Salmoniformes; Salmonidae
Product: sorting and assembly machinery component 50 homolog A
Exons: 15
Coding region: 148-1557 (469 amino acids)
Biological process (GO): protein insertion into mitochondrial outer membrane; mitochondrial respiratory chain complex assembly
Cellular component (GO): outer membrane
Source: RefSeq, a predicted model, not a curated record
AUGAGUUGGGGGUGUGGUUUGGAUGGUGUCAUGGCUUCCCCCGUCCACGAAGCUACAUCUCUAUUGAGCCGAGCGUGAAUUAAAUGUCCUUUAAUUUCGUAAAAUAAACACCAACAUUUGAAGGACUACACAUUCAAUACCUUAAUCAUGGGCACCGUCCACGCGAGGAGUCUUGACCCUCUGCCAAUGCAGGGACCUGAGUUGGGGGUUCAUGCGGAUGACAUCGAGACACCAGAAAUGGAGCAGGAAUCAAAACAAGAGGUUCUUGAAAACAAAGAUGUCAUAGUCCAGCAUGUUCACAUAGAUGGUCUGGGAAGAACCAAGGAGGAUUGCUUAACAUACGAGAUUGCUGGUGUCUUCAGAGCAAAGAACUUGAUUGACGUCAUGAAGAGAGCCCACGAAGCCAGACAGAAGCUCCUCCGUCUUGGUAUCUUCAGACAGGUGGAGGUUGUCAUUGAUACCUCACAAGGGGUGGAUGCGCUGCCUAACGGACUAGAUGUGACGUUUGAAGUGACUGAGCUGAGACGUAUGACUGGUAGCUAUAACACCAUGGUUGGAAAUAACGAAGGCAGCAUGGUUCUUGGUCUGAAGCUGCCCAAUGUUUUCGGUCGUGCGGAAAAGCUUACAUUCCAGUUCUCCUACGGCACCAAAGAGACUUCCUAUGGGCUGUCUUUCUUCAAGCCUCAACCUGGUCACUUUGAGCGCAAUUUCGCUGUUAACUUUUACAAAGUCACAGGCCAGUUUCCAUGGAGCUCGCUGAGGGAGACUGAUCGUGGCGUCUCCACAGAAUUCAGUUUCCCUCUUUGGAAGACGAACCACACCCUGAAGUGGGAGGGUGUGUGGCGAGAGCUGGGAUGUCUGGCACGUACCGCCUCGUUCGCAGUCCGGGAGGAGAGCGGCCACUCCCUCAAGUCAUCACUCUCGCAUGCCAUGGUCAUCGACACCAGAAACUCCACAAUCCUUCCCAGGAGGGGAGCCUUGCUGAAAAUCAACCAGGAGUUGGCUGGCUACACUGGAGGAGAUGCCAGUUUUCUGAAAGAGGACUUUGAGCUCCAAUUUAACAAACGUCUUUUCUGGGACUCGGUCCUGUCUGCAUCUCUCUGGGGCGGAUGCCUCCUGCCCAUUGGAGAUAAGCCAACUUGCAUUGCUGACAGGUUCUAUCUCGGUGGUCCUACUAGCGUCAGAGGAUUCAGUAUGUACAGCAUCGGCCCACAGAGUGAAGGUGACUACCUGGGAGGUGAGGUGUAUUGGGCUGGAGCCGUCCACCUGUAUACUCCUCUGCCCUUCCGUCCAGGCAAAGGGGGAUUCGGAGACCUCUUCAGGACCCACUUCUUCCUCAAUGCUGGGAACCUGUGUAACCUCAACUAUGGUGACGGGCCUCGAGCACACCUGAGUAAGCUGGCAGAGUGUAUCCGCUGGUCCUAUGGAACGGGAAUCGUGCUACGACUCGGAAACAUCGCCCGGCUGGAGCUCAACUACUGCAUUCCCAUGGGCGUCCAGAGUGGAGACAGGAUAUGCGACGGGGUCCAGUUUGGAGCUGGAAUCCGAUUUCUGUGAUGUCGUCCUGUUGUCUUGCUGCAUUGAAUUGUGGAACAAAGGAGUUUGUUUCGUUGGUUUUAGGAAGUGGGAGGUGAUCUAUAGGGGUCACUUUCAACACAGCGAAGGUUGCUGGGAAUUAAAUGUCUACUACAACCAAGCUAUUGUAAGUAAAAUGGACAGGGCAUCAAUGGGGAUUUUCCUCCAGUACUAAUGAAUGAUGAGAGCCUCCAGUGCUCAAGAUGUUAAAACUAGAGGCCUUCACGGGUUCAAAAAGUUGGACCUGUUCCGAAAUGGACCUGGGGCUUUCCCGUCUGGACCCAAUAUGCCUACAUUUAUUUGUUAAAUAUAGAGACCCGUUCCAAAUGGACACGAGGACAACUAGACCCAUUCUGCGUAGACCUGGUCGGAUCCAGUCCGGAUACGAGUGAGGGAAUUCACAUUAUAAAGUCAAUUUUUAAGCGACCGGAGGUGAUAAAGCGAGGGAGAGGUAGAGCUCUAGCAGGACUUGUCAGCUAGUGACACGGGGAGCAGGGAAGAGGGAGGGAGAGGUAGAGCUCUAGCAGGACGUGUCAGCUAGUGACACGGGGAGCAGGGAAGAGGGAGGGAGAGGUAGAGCUCUAGCAGGACUUGUCAGCUAGUGACACGGGGAAGAGGGAGGGAGAGGUAGAGCUCUAGCAGGACGUGUCAGCUAGUGACACGGGGAGCAGGGAAGAGGGAGGGAGAGGUAGAGCUCUAGCAGGACGUGUCAGCUAGUGACACGGGGAGCAGGGAAGAGGGAGGGAGAGACGAGAAACGGCAACCGACUAAGCCGACUCGCGCUAUGGUAGAGUGAAUAGCAGCCUAGCUAGCUGUGUUAUUCUCGUCCUACACAAUUAGAAACAACUUCAUUCAGAAUAUUAAGUAGCAGCCUACCUGUUGGCUCUUGUAGCUUAUCCCUCUCCUUUAACUUCCAUCAUUUUAAAUGAAAUAUUCCAUUGAUAUUUCCUAACUUUUGCCACACAUGAAGGCUCUAUGACUAUAGCCCAGCGUUUUCCAAACUCAGUUCCGGGGACCCUAAGCGGUGCACGUUUUGUUUGUUUGCCUUAGCACUACACAGCUGAUUCAAAUAAUCAAAGUUUUUAAUGAUGAGUUGAUUAUUUGAAUCAGCUGUGUAGUGCUAAGUCAAACAAGCAAAGUGUGUACUGCUUAGGGUCCCCGGGACUGAGUUUGGAAAACACUGUUCUAGCCUAUUGCUGCUUUGAUGACUUAUGAUUGGCCAACAACAAGCUAGACAUGCCACUCCUGUGAAACGAGGAGCAGCUUAAAUGAUAUGAUUUCUCUCUCUACUGCAGCAGAUCUGUACGGGUACUUCCGGACAAGUCGGUUUUGGUAUUUGGUAUUUUAUUAGGAUCCCCAUUAGCUGUUGCAAAAGCAGCAGUUACUCUUCCUGGGGUCCACAAAAAAACAUGAAACAUUAUACAGAACAUUAAUAGACGAGAACAGCUCAAGGAUAGAACUACAUACAUUAUUUUUUUUUAAAGGCACACGUAGACUACAUAUCAAUGCAUACACACAAACUAUCUAGGUCUAAUAGGAGAGAGGCGUGCCGGGUUGCUUUAUCUGUUUCUUGAAACCAGGUUUGCGUGUUUAUUUGGUCGUUAAAAUUACACAUACCCGUGACAAUCAUAUCAGAUCCGACCCAGACCUGUGACAUUAUUUAGAAUUCUGGAUCCGAACCCUCUCGGGUAUUCGGUUACAGGUGGAUCUGUGAAGACCUCUAGUGGAAACCUAAGAAAGGCAGACAUCAACCAUGAGUCAAAUAUGUCAAUGUGGUCUAAAUUAUUAUGCUGAUUUAAUACAUGUUAUCAUCUACAGUUAUUAAAGAUACACUGAGUCUCUAUAGCA